Acanthamoeba castellanii str. Neff is the source of this 1659-nucleotide messenger RNA. Its product is annotated as Ankyrin repeatcontaining protein. The transcript has 5 exons. The record is from RefSeq and is a predicted model, not a curated record. The coding region runs from base 1 to 1659 and encodes 552 amino acids. Lineage: Eukaryota; Discosea; Longamoebia; Acanthamoebidae. Gene Ontology annotation, molecular function: protein binding.
AUGUCGCGUCAGGACUGGCGCAAGAUGUGCCGGAACGCGGCUCGAGCCUACCGCCACUACACCAACCCGGCCCGGGCGCUGCCGCGUGCGGAGAGGCUGCAGCAGGCGCUGGCCUUCGCCAUCGAGCGACACCACAACGUGGUGGUGGCCCAACUGCUGAGUGGUCGGUUCCAAGGCGGCGGUGGCGACGAGGGCGCACUGCCGUGGGAGGAGUUGCUGGAGCGCGCGGCAGUCGCGCCCAGCUUCAACCGGCAGAGCGGCCAGCCGCCACUCAACGUCGCCGCACGGUCGGGCAACGAGAGAGCGACGGUGAUGCUCCUGGAGAAGGGCCUCUCGGUGACGAGCACCACCGUCAAGCUGGCCAUACAGAACACCACCCGGACCGCGUACACGCUCCUGCUGCGGCUGCUGGAGCACACAGCCGGUGGUCAGAUUCGCGACGCCAGCAGCCUUGAACAGGCGCUGUCGCCGCUCUACCUGAGCACCUCGAGCUUGUUCUUCUUGGCCGCGGAGUCGGAGAACAUCGAGGUCAUGCGCGAGGUUCUGGCGCUCCAGCCCGACGAGGGCGCUGUGGCACGAGUGUUGGGCGCCAGUGGAGCAACGGCCCACCCCACCCCGCUCCUGCACAUGGCCUGCAGCAACCGACUACGCCGCACGCUGGAGUUUGUGCUCCCCCUGGCGUCGACUGCCCUUCUCGACCAGGAUUGGGGCAGCGAGACGCCGCUCAUGGUGGCGGCAACGAGCGGCGACCUGUGCAUGACGAAGCAGCUGCUCGAUCGGGGGGCCUCUGUCACGUGGUCAACCUUGCCCUCUGGCGAAGCGGUGCUGCACAAAGUGGCCAAGAGUGACCACCCUACGCUGGAAAUGGUGGAGCUGCUGGUCGAACGAGGAGCCGACCCACUCGCCAGGACGCCGCCGGUGGACGUUCAGGGCGAACUGCUCAAGCCGGCCAUCGUUAACUUUCUCCUCAAUCGAGGCGUGCUGGAUAGAGACAGCAGGCUGCACCUCCUCGCCCUCGUGUUGUCCUGGAUGUCGGAGCACGGCAUCCGGGACUACCAGAGCCUGCAGACGUCGGUGCUCGCCAUUCUGCGGCUGCUCUUGGCCAGGGACCCGGCCGAGUGGAAGCGCCUCCUGCAAGGAACGACCGAUCCCGAGUCAAUCUGGCGACUGGCCGCGUGCAACUCGGCAGCCUUCAUACGCCUGCUGGUGGAGCACGGGCUGCCGCUUGUCAAUCCUGCGCCGAGCAAGUCGCCUCUCUUUCUAGUGCUCCAGGCCCCCGCUGCCGGGCUGCCGGGAAAGAAAGCAGCGAACGCCAGGGUGCUGCUCGAGCUGGGCGCCGAUGCGAACGAGGCGUGGACGGCGGGCAUCAGACCCAUCCACGCGGUGGAGAAAGGAGAGAAGGAGCUGCUCGAUGCGCUGCUGGCCCACGGCGCCGACAUCAACGCCACCUAUGGCGAAGGUCGCACGCUGCUCCACCGCCAGAUCGACGCCGGGCCGCAGCUGCCGCGCAGGUGGCUGGAGCACCUCAAGGCCAAAGGCUUCGACUUCUCGCUGCGGUGGCGUGACCAAAGCUACAGCGAGUACUGGCAGCAGAGGCACCGCAGUGGCUCGCCCCUGGCUGACCUCCACAACCUCGUCCACGAGAGCACCGCCUUGUAA